Messenger RNA from Ruditapes philippinarum (Manila clam), 2063 nucleotides. RefSeq lists its product as uncharacterized. NCBI's taxonomy places the organism in Eukaryota, Metazoa, Mollusca, Bivalvia, Venerida, Veneridae. The transcript is spliced from 4 exons. The coding region runs from base 146 to 874 and encodes 242 amino acids. The record is from RefSeq and is a predicted model, not a curated record. Gene Ontology annotation, molecular function: carbohydrate binding.
AGAAGAUUUCUAGAUUUGAAGGAAGUUCGAUUUAUAAGCAAAUCUUUAUAUAAGUAGUUACAAUUUUCUGGUCAUAUUGAUAAAGAGAAUAAAUAAAAGAAAUAAUAACAAUCGGUACUCAUGAUAUUGCUGAUAAUAAAAAAACAUGGAAUUUUCUAAACAAAUCACGUAUGUAUCUGCAAUUGUGAUGACCAUUACCUGUUUAAACUUUGUGAAAGGAAAAACACAGACCUCUGCUUUCAUCACGCAGGUCCAAACUAUUUCAAAUAGACAGUCGUCUGCUACGAUAGAAUGUGCGUUCAAAUUAAUGAAGGAUGCUUCAAACGGCCAUGUCACGAGAAUUGCUGAAGGAACAGACUACUGUGAACGACAAACAAAGGCAUGGCCUAGUCCAGCGUUCGAGCAAGGAUUUGAAUACCACAAACUGACAACACUACUUCAUAAUUACAAGCCACUGCUUGGGGACUUCUACAAUGAGGUUGGCAGUCAUUAUCUGGACUCAGAGAUAAAAGUUGGAGACCGCUUUAUAUUUAUCAUACAAAGGACAGGCAUAGGCAGAAUGUCGAUCGAUUUCAAAAACGAACAAGAGGCGACAACAAUUUUAGAAUUCAGCGUCAGACCAGACACAUUUAGGAUAUACAACAGAAUUAAUGGAACUUAUGGUAAACAAGAAAAGGGCCCACACCCAUUCCCAGAUUUCAAAACAUACAAGCUAGAAUUUGAAGUGCAGGAAUUGCGUUGGAUGAUAUACGUUGACGACACAUAUUACGCAAGGUUUGUUCACCGGCAUCCCGUCACGUUGAUCAGAGAGAUCCAAGUCUUUGUUUCGCCGGUAUUCAAGUAUCUCUCAAAGGCAUUUGACCCAAGGAUGUAAGGAAAUACGAGAGUUUAUGUUGAAAAAAAAGCGAAAAAUAUGAUAAACAAGAUCGAAGUCACUCUGUUUCUUUAGACAAUCUGAUACAUCGUGAGCUUUGCUUUUAUGAAAUAACAUUAGAAUCAUGGAUAACCGUUUUGGUGGAAAGAUGAACAUGACUGCAUACAUUUGAGUAAAUGGAAACGGGAACACUUUCGGUAUUGUACACAAAGUGGCUUGAACUUAAAAUUUAGACUUUAUAUUUCUAAAACGCAUAGCGCCCCAACCCCACCUUUUUGUAGCUGAGUUGUUGAUUUUAUUGAUUGCACGGUUGGUUAAUACGAUUAACUUUUGGAUGAUUCACAUAUUUUUUCUGGGCGAUUGAUCUUAUGGACCAAAUUGAUUGAUUUCGACAAAGUUUUGAGUUAUUGUUGUAUUAUAAAAAAAAUCUGCAAUUUUAUCAGCAAGCUCAUUUCUAAGUCAUGCAAUUACAACAUAAGAUCACUAGUUGUCACUUGUUAAAAGAAGUUUACAUUUCAAUAUAGUUACAGUUCAACACCUUUGAGCGCAAGAAAAUUUGAAAUUGAAUUAAUCAUGAUCAACUUUAAAAGUUUAAUAUCAAGCAGUCAUGUCCAGUAUAUACAUGUAACAGCCAUGUAAUAAUUACCCAUUCUGCUGUACAACGUCAUGGGUCACCGGUGAGCUAUUUAUUUAGCUGUGGAAAGCCAGAUAACGUUUUCAUCAAAUUUUGAGUAUUUUAUACAAUCUCUUUCAAGCACAAUUAUUAUAUAUUUUAGAGAACUGGCGAACUUGUUUACUUUGUUUAUAUGUCAAGUGAUUAUUUGACUGUGUAUAUUUGCAUAAUUGUAGUUUUAUUACUUUUUGUGCUUGAAUAAACACUCUAUGUUUAAAAAUCAGUCUUUUGUUAGCAUGUUUGGUUGGCUUUACGGCGUACGAAGACUGUUAAUGCCCUUUGACACUUUAAUGUAUGUGACGAAUUAGAUGUAAAUGCAAGUACUCUUUUAAAGUAAUGCGGAUCUAAAAAAAUAAAAAUAAUAUUAUAGAAACUCAAAAAUUAAAAUGAUCUAUCCUUAUAUAUACCGAUUAUUUACAUUAGAGUAAGAGACUAUAUCCGUAUCAUUAGAUAGUUGCACACAGUUUAGGAUUAUUAUUUGAAUUAAAUGUGACAUAUUUCUGUCAAUGUAGAAAA